Molecule: messenger RNA, 577 nt
Organism: Alternaria metachromatica
Lineage: Eukaryota; Fungi; Ascomycota; Dothideomycetes; Pleosporales; Pleosporaceae
Exons: 2
Source: RefSeq, a predicted model, not a curated record
AUGUCAUCGCAAGAUCCUCUUGAUCGUUUCGUUAAAGGAUACCCGAAACUGGCUGCGCAGAUGGAGAUCCUACCUGAGCUCGCUAUAUUCCGCAGGUUUGGGGCUCUCAAUGCUCAGAACCUGUUGUACAUGCAGGCUGAGCUCACGUAUCUGGAGAACAAGCUACGAGAGCGGCAGCUAGCCGACCACAUUGAUCCGUCGGAAACGAGGAAAGCACAUGCACUGAAUUGGUUCUGGCUCCGUGAAUCCGAGAAAACUGGCACAGGUGAACAACUGGGAUUAAUCUUGAAGAUUAGAGAAACGCUCAAAGAGUACAAUGAUGCGUUAGCACAACAAGCCAAGAUUCUCAAGUACCCUCGGCCUAGCACUUGGGAUCUCCACCACAUCCAGAACUAUCUCCACUCUACGGAAAUGGGCGAGAAUGCGUUGACUGGAGAGGACGGUGAUAUUUGGGGCUCUGCCUGCCAUCGAGAAUCUUACAAGCCGGACCUGGUGACGCUAUGUCCGCGCGCAAAGAAGGACGCCUUUUCCGCAUGGGCUGCGGAGAGUACUAUCACCAACCUCUUCAGGUGUGGCU